This is a messenger RNA of Triplophysa rosa, 660 nucleotides long. RefSeq names its product pancreas/duodenum homeobox protein 1-like. The transcript is spliced from 2 exons. Gene Ontology annotation, biological process: regulation of transcription by RNA polymerase II. The record is from RefSeq and is a predicted model, not a curated record. Gene Ontology annotation, molecular function: DNA-binding transcription factor activity, RNA polymerase II-specific; RNA polymerase II cis-regulatory region sequence-specific DNA binding. NCBI's taxonomy places the organism in Eukaryota, Metazoa, Chordata, Actinopteri, Cypriniformes, Nemacheilidae. The coding region runs from base 1 to 660 and encodes 219 amino acids. Gene Ontology annotation, cellular component: nucleus.
AUGGAUUCUCUGGAUGUGUUCUACAGUGAUAACUUUGAUUCACAGACAUCAAACAGCUUUGAGACCAAUCCACCUGCGUGUCGGUAUUCACAAAUCACCGAGCAGGAAACUUAUUCUGAACCUCUGUAUUCUUCAUUGGACAGUCGUGUGAGAGGAGACUGCCUGCCCUUUGAGCUGCCUCCGUGUCAACACACGCUCGCGUUCCCUGGACAGUCGCACUCACCGAACUGUCUUCGGGUUAAAGACCAACGUAUCGAUGCCUAUCACGUGACCAAUGAGCCGGGCCGCGGCGCAGAGGAAACUGGCGCUAGGCUCGGCGGUCAGGUGGCAUUUCCGUGGAUGAGAGUUUCUAGAUCUCAGCCCUGUCCAUCGCCUACAGCAGGAAACUACUUUUGCGAGGACUCGGACGAGCACAAAAGGAGUCGAACCGCUUACAGCAGGGCCCAACUUCUAGAACUGGAGAAAGAGUUUCUGUUUAACAAGUACAUCUCCCGUCCCCGGAGGUAUGAACUGGCUACGACACUUAACCUAACGGAACGACACAUCAAAAUAUGGUUCCAGAAUAGGCGGAUGAAGUGGAAAAAAGAGGAGGCGAAAAAACACAGACGUUUGGAAAAUGGAGAACAAGAGCACAGCGCUGAUUCAACGUCAAAAAUAUGA